AAAAAAAAAAAAAAAAAAAAAUACCAACACGGGCUUGGUAACGUCUGCAUAGGCGUCUUUGAGAACAUGUAGAGAUAAGCAGCGUGUGGGGCUUUGCUCAUCCUUCCCCAGCAGCGCGCACUGAGAGUGGGACUUAGGUACAGGUGUAGGGGACUGGGGCCCUGGGGCGUCUGCACCUGCAUCAGGUAACGCCGGUCUAGCUGUGCCUGGGGAGUAUAGCUUGGCAGUCAGCCGGGGAGAUGGGGUUCCGCAUCAGAGCCUGGCCCCUUAAGGGCCUCUGAUGAGCUAUAUUAGGCCCAUCUGCGGGCGGCUUGAGCAACUUUUAGUAGCCCCAGCAGGAGAGAGAGGAUGCAGGAGGUCAUUGCAGGGCUGGAGCAGAUCACCUUCACCUUCGAGAAGGAUGUAGAGAUGCAGAAGGGCACUGGACUCCUGCCUUUCCAGGGCAUGGACAAGUCCGGCUCAGCUGUGUGCAACUUCUUCGCUAAAGGGCUCUGUGAGAAAGGGAAGCUGUGCCCCUUCCGGCACGACCGAGGGGAGAAGAUGGUGGUGUGUAAGCACUGGCUCCGGGGGCUGUGCAAGAAGGGCGACCAGUGCAAGUUCCUGCACCAGUACGACGUCACCAGGAUGCCCGUGUGCUACUUCUACUCCAAGUUCGGUGACUGCAGCAACAAGGAAUGUCCCUUUCUCCAUGUGAAGCCGGCCUUAAAGACCCGGGACUGUCCGUGGUAUGACCAAGGUUUCUGCAAGGACGGUCCCCUGUGUAAAUAUCGCCACGUCCGCAGAAUAAUGUGUAUUAGCUACUCGGCUGGCUUCUGCCCUGAGGGACCCAAAUGCCAAUUUGCACACUUGUCAUCCGGCCAGUGGGUUCGGCACCUCCUGCUUCUGCCUGGGAACCUCACAAGCCCCCUUCCCCGAAAGAGUGUCUGCUUCUCCACCCUCAGAUGAAGCCCCAGGAGCCCCCGGUCACUUACUGCCUGGGGCUCAGGGCCCUGGAAGGGGGCCCGUGUUACAGGUGUUGAAAAAUGAGCCAUUAUGCCAGUAAGAGUCAACUGGUAGAAGUUACCAAAAAAUACCCCUGGUCGGUCUGGGGAACUGAAGGACCUUCUAGUGAAGACGCCCAAAGGCCAUCCUAGGGGAUUCUGUUCUCAGCUAGCCCACUGCCUGCCUAACCAGGAAAGGAGGUGCAGAAGCAGCCUGCUGUGUUUCAAUUUCCUCUUCCGUACGUGAACGAGCUACUGAAAAUAUAGCAGGAGUGGAGGCUGACUGAGUGUGGCAGGAACGAGGUAUUCAUAGAACGGGGGAGCACAAUGUAAUUAAAACCAAGAGCUCGAGUAUAUGGGAAACAGUCACUGUCCUGCGCUCAGCUCCCGUCCUGCCGCCGACAGUUCUGGGCGGCACGUGGCCUUCCUGUGCACACGGCCUCAGCUGCUGCUGUAAACGAACAAUUAAAUCAAGUGGUUUCUUUAGCAUGACAGCUGCUUCCCUAUAUGGCGUCCCUAAGUGUAAGACGAGAUUCUGUGCAUGCCUUCUGUAAGGAAUUACAGGGAGGUGGAUGGUACGAGUGAGGCUUAUCACGGGGACGUAAGGAAGUGACAUGGAUCAGUGAAUGCAGUGUGGUCUCGGUCACUGUCUGAGUCAAACCGCAAUGCAACUUAAUCCACGGGGAAAGGAGCAGGGAGGCAAGGCUGCGCCUUUUGGAGGAAUGGAGAAAAGAGGGACAACAUACAGUGCACGGCAGGACCAGGCUCCCCACCUCUGGCAGAUGGAGGCAGCUGCCUUAUCUGGCCUGGAGCGGGAGGGUGAGGCCGAGGCUAAGAGGAUAGCUGGCCCUGGAGACAGAUUCGGGGGUCUGAACGCCAGCUCCACCCUGGGCUGCUAUGCGACAAGCCCUACACAGCCAUGCAGGUAAAUUAACCUCCUCGAGUCUGCUCCCUCAUUCUAGAAAACGAGUAUGGUGGCAGCUCUGGCCUCACGAGAGGCUGCAGGUAAAGAAGGCUGCACGGCGCUGGGCUGACAAAAGUGAGCACCCAGGUGGUAGCUGGAUUUUGGCGGGGCCUCUCUUGCUUAGUUCAAGUUCAGGAUGUGAACGAAAUAAGAGGCCACGAGAGGUGUUAGAAAAGCUGUUAUUUCAUUCCUAUUAUGUGUGACACUUCGCUGGAAUUAACAGAUGCAAGACUUCUAAUUCAACCAAAUCUCUGCAAAGUAGGUAUAAUCAUCCCCAUUUUACAGUCCGGACCAACGAGGCUCCAAUUAAGUCAGAUAGCUUGCCCCAGGACACACCUACUACCCAUUUCACAGGUAAGUGUCUGGGAGAGGCAAAUAACCAGAAUAGAGGAAUAUUUUUGGAACAUAUUUUUGUUAUGAAGAGUGGUAACAACAAUAUGUAGGACGAA
Delphinapterus leucas (beluga whale) is the source of this 2393-nucleotide messenger RNA. Lineage: Eukaryota; Metazoa; Chordata; Mammalia; Artiodactyla; Monodontidae. The record is from RefSeq and is a predicted model, not a curated record.